Molecule: messenger RNA, 1170 nt
Organism: Eruca vesicaria subsp. sativa (arugula)
Lineage: Eukaryota; Viridiplantae; Streptophyta; Magnoliopsida; Brassicales; Brassicaceae
Source: the annotation of a GenBank genome assembly
AUGCUUGCUGGUCAUGUUGUUGGAUCUUGCUGGUACCUUUUUGGUCUCCAGAGAGUAAAUCAAUGCCUUCGAGAUGCUUGUGGUAACUCUGAUCAUGAGUGUAGAGAUCUUAUAGAUUGUGGUCGUGGAGAUAGCUAUCAAGCCUUUGCUGCAUGGAAAAGUAACGAGAGUGCAAGUGCUUGUUUUCAAGAGGAUGGUUUUCCUUAUGGGAUUUAUAUGAAGGCAGUUAAUCUCACCAAUCACACAAGCCUCUUCACAAGAUAUAGUUACUCUCUUUUCUGGGGCUUCCAGCAAAUCAGCACGCUUGCUGGAAACCAAGAGCCAAGUUACUUUCUUGGGGAGGUCUUUUUUACCAUGGGGAUUAUUGGACUAGGGCUAUUGCUUUUUGCACUUCUUAUUGGUAAUAUGCAGAACUUCCUUCAAGCUCUUGGUCGAAGGAAUUUGGAAAUGACAUUGAGACGGCGUGAUGUGGAGCAAUGGAUGAGCCAUAGAAGGUUACCAGAAGGUAUAAGAAAGAGGGUGCGAGAAGCAGAGCGUUUCAACUGGGCUGCUACUAGAGGAGUUAAAGAAGAAUUGCUAUUUGAGAAUAUGCCUGAUGACCUUCAAAGAGAUAUAAGACGACACCUAUUCAUAUUUCUCAAGAAGGUGAGGAUAUUUUCGUUGAUGGAUGAAUCAAUCUUAGAUGCUAUCCGUGAGAGGCUAAAACAAAGAACAUACAUAAGUAGUAGCACAGUGCUGCACCGUGGAGGUCUAGUUGAGAAAAUGGUAUUCAUAGUGAGAGGUGAGAUGGAGAGCAUUGGAGAAGACGGUUCUGUUCUUCCUCUAUCAGAGGGAGACGUUUGUGGUGAAGAGCUCCUCACUUGGUGCCUUGAACGCUCUUCUGUAAACCCUGAUGGAACGAGGAUAAAAAUGCCAUCAAAGGGAUUGCUAAGCAACAGAAAUGUUAGGUGUGUGACAAACGUGGAGGCGUUUUCACUGAGUGUAGCAGAUCUUGAAGACGUAACAAGCUUGUUCUCGAGGUUCUUAAGGAAUCCUAGAGUGCAAGGAGCCAUUAGGUAUGAAUCUCCAUAUUGGAGGCUACGAGCAGCUAGGCAGAUUCAGGUGGCUUGGAGAUACCGAAAGAGACGGCUUCAUAGAUUGUACACUGCUCAGUCUGGUUACAGCCUUUAG